GAGGAGACUUCGUGAAGAAGGAUCAAAUUUUCACAAGUAAAGGGGUUCUGAAGGCAACAAUGGAAAUUUUAGCGAUGAAGAAUAAUUUCGAUUACACUGUUAUCAAAUCCACGAGAAAAUGGUGGUAUAUUCGAUGUAAAGAUGCAUUGUGCAACUGGACUGUGCGUGCAGAAGGAAUAGAUGGGUCUACAUAUUUCAUGAUCAACCAAUGUGAUGGAAGACAUUCAUGUGCUCCUUCAAAGAAAAGGAAAUUCGGAAAAACAGCAUCAGCAAGAACAAUUGGGACUCUGAUACAACAUCGAUUUGAUGAUGCAAACGAUGGCCCAAAACCGAAUGACAUCAUUCAAUUUAUGAGAAUGGAGCAUAGUUGUGAGAUUACUUAUUGGCACGCUUGGGAAGCUCGUGAGUUUGCUAUUGCAGCUGCUAGAGGUAUACCAGAUCGCAGUUACUCUAAAAUACCAGCAUAUCUGCAUAUGAUUAAAGAAGCAAAUCCUGGUACGCAUACUCACUAUGAAACUAAUGAGAAGGGAAGAUUCAUGUAUCUAUUUAUGUCAUUUGGGCAAUCAGUUAGAGGAUUCUACAAUGCAAUGCGAAGGGUGAUUGUUGUUGACGGAACUUUUCUGAAAAAUAAAUACAAAGGGACACUUCUUGUUGCUACUGCUGUAGAUGGUAACUCUAAUUUGUAUCCGAUUGCAUUUGGGGUUGUUGAUUCAGAGAAUGACGAUUCUUGGGGGUGGUUCUUCAGACAGUUGAAAGUGGUUAUUGCUGAUUGUCAAGACCUAGCUUUUGUCUCAGAUAGAAAUGCGUCUAUUUCUAAAGCUAUUGGGACUGUCUACCCUCGAUCAGCACAUGGAAUUUGCAUUCAUCACUUAUUGACCAAUGUGGUCUCAUUUUUCAAGACAAAAGGAUUGACUGCGUUGGUAGAAAAGGCUUCACGGGCAUAUAGAUACACUGAAUUUCAAGAACGUAUCACCGAAAUUUUUGAUAUGAGUCCUGAGCUUGGAAGAUAUCUACGGGAGGCUGAUGUGCGCAAAUGGGCUCGUUCUCUCUUCCCUGGUUCCAGGUAUGACAUUAGGACCACGAACCCUGCAGAGUCUAUAAAUUCAGUUCUUAGAAUACCUAGAGAAUAUCCGGUUAUUCCUUUGCUUGAUAGUAUAAGAGAACUGUUGACUCGAUGGUUCUAUGAGCGUCGCUUGUUAAGCUCAAAGCAUCUAGAUCCUUUAACCGCUAAGGUGGAGAGAAAGAUUGAUAGGAGAAUUGUGAAGGCAAAAGGAUUCCAGGUUUACAAGGUUGACAACUUCAGAUCGGUUGUAAAAGGAGACAUAUAUGAUUGUCAUGUUGAUUUGGAAAGAAGAACAUGCACAUGUGGUAAGUAUGAUAUAGGAAAAAUUCCUUGCCGACACGCCAUUCCUGCAAUUUAUUCACGAGGUAUGGAAGUGCACAGAUUCACUGACGCCUUAUACAGCACUGCAGCGUGGAGAACCGCCUAUGCAGAUUCCAUUAAUCCAAUAGCAGUUGUAGAGUCAGAAUGGAAUGUCCCUGCUGAGGUUAAACUUGCAAAGGUUUUACCACCAAAGACAAGAAAGAGUGCUGGUCGACCAGUAAAGAGAAGGUAUGAAUCAGUAGAAGACAAGAUCGCAUCUUCUCAAGGAUCAAAGAAGAAUAAAAAGCAUAAGUGUAGCCGUUGUGGAACUGAAGGACACAAGAGAGGAACAUGCGAUUUACCCAUCUAGUUUGUUAUGUGUCUGCAUCUGUCUCUGUUUUUUUCUUUAUUGCUUUUGAAACAAUUUGAUCUUCUGUUUAAGAACCUAUUUGACAAUUUGGUAUUUGCUAAACUAUAGAGACAAAUCGAUUUA
Molecule: messenger RNA, 1856 nt
Organism: Brassica rapa (field mustard)
Lineage: Eukaryota; Viridiplantae; Streptophyta; Magnoliopsida; Brassicales; Brassicaceae
Molecular function (GO): zinc ion binding
Source: RefSeq, a predicted model, not a curated record